Molecule: messenger RNA, 2998 nt
Organism: Xiphophorus hellerii (green swordtail)
Lineage: Eukaryota; Metazoa; Chordata; Actinopteri; Cyprinodontiformes; Poeciliidae
Gene: piga
Product: phosphatidylinositol glycan anchor biosynthesis, class A
Exons: 7
Coding region: 291-1712 (473 amino acids)
Biological process (GO): GPI anchor biosynthetic process
Cellular component (GO): glycosylphosphatidylinositol-N-acetylglucosaminyltransferase (GPI-GnT) complex
Molecular function (GO): phosphatidylinositol N-acetylglucosaminyltransferase activity
Source: RefSeq, a predicted model, not a curated record
UAAUUUUUCUCAGAUCGAUUCAACGACCUUUCACAAAAUCAAAAAACAAACAACUUGUGCCACUCAAAGAGACAUUAGGUGUUGAUGGGAGAGCUGGCUGAGAGCUUGUUGCGUCAGCAGUCCUUUGGUCGGGCUUGUUAAGACACAUUCUGAUGAUGAUAGAUCAGAUCAGAAUCAUGACAGUCUGGAGGCCCGGUGGGAAGAAAGUGAGUUUCUGCCUCUUGAUUCAUUUCUGCAGCAGAGCAGUUUACCAAGGACUGACUGACUUCAAACCAGCAGAAGACUGAACAAUGGGCCAGAGAAGGAAAGUUGGAUCUACGAACACUCCCUCAUCUCAGAAUGAAUCUGCAGACGCUUCCAAGGUCCACAGCCGGAAGCACAACAUCUGCAUGGUGUCGGACUUUUUUUAUCCAAAUAUGGGAGGAGUAGAAAGUCAUAUUUACCAGCUGUCUCAGUGUCUGAUCGAAAAGGGACACAAGGUGGUAAUCGCCACGCACGCCUAUGGCAGUAGGAAAGGUGUCCGGUACCUGACCAAUGGCCUGAAGGUCUACUACCUGCCCCUGCAGGUGAUGUACAACCAGUCCACAGCCACCACCUGCUUCCACAGCCUCCCUCUGCUGCGCUGUGUUUUUGUCAGGGAGCGCAUCACUGUGGUGCACGCACACAGCUCCUUCUCUGCAAUGGCCCAUGAUGCACUGUUCCACGCCAAGACGUUGGGCCUGAACACGGUGUUCACUGACCACUCUCUCUUCGGCUUUGCUGACGUCAGUUCCGUGUUGACCAACAAGCUCCUGACCGUGUCGCUGUGUGACACCAACCACAUCGUGUGCGUCUCGUACACCAGUAAGGAGAACACGGUUCUGCGGGCAGCACUCAACCCAGAGAUUGUGUCCGUUAUCCCCAACGCCGUCGACCCCACGGAUUUCACCCCGGACCCUUCACAGCGUCCACCCGACCGGAUAACAAUUGUUGUCAUCAGCCGGCUUGUCUACCGUAAAGGAAUUGAUCUGCUUGGUGGAAUAAUCCCAGAACUUUGCCUCAAACAUCCCGAUCUGCAUUUCUUAAUUGGCGGUGAGGGACCGAAGAGACUCGUGCUGGAGGAAGUGAGAGAAAAAUACCAACUUCAUGACAGGGUACGUCUGCUCGGUGCCCUGGAACAUAAAGACGUGCGAGGCGUCUUGGUUCAAGGUCACAUCUUCCUUAACACAUCGUUGACCGAGGCCUUCUGCAUGGCCAUCGUGGAGGGAGCCAGCUGUGGACUGCAGGUGGUGAGCACUCGAGUGGGUGGAAUUCCUGAGGUGUUACCUGAGGAUCUGAUCACACUGUGUGAGCCGACCGUUCGCUCCUUGUGUGCCGGUUUGGAAAAGGUAAUUGCCAAGCAGAGGUCUGGCUCGGUGCCCUUUCCCACCUCCAUCCAUUCUCGGGUGAAAAACCUCUACACAUGGAAAAAUGUGGCCGAGAGGACCGAAAGGGUGUAUGACAGAGUAGCUGGAGAAGAGGUGCUUCCACUGGACAGGAGGUUACGGAGACUCAGGUCUCACUGCGGCCCCGUUGCAGGCUCCCUUUUCGCCCUUUUUGCUGUGCUGGACUUCCUGUUCCUGCUGCUCCUGCGGUGGUUGGCACCCGACCGGCACAUGGACAUGGCUGUGGAUGCCACAGGCCCAAAUGGACUGUGGAAGGAGAAUAGGAAGAAUAGCGAUGCUGGUUGCUAAUGUGCCAUGAAGCGAGUAUCAGAAACAAAAAUCUCUCAUCUUCAGCUCUUGACAUCAUGUUGCAGGAGCCCAGCUGACGUUGUUGUGACAGCUACUGAAUUCUGAAUGUGCUCAGGAGAAUCCUUAACGGUGUUUACAUUUUAUUAACAAAAGGGGAGUUUGUGUUAAAGGUGUUUUUGCACUUUUUAAAGAUUUAUACACCCAUACGGUUCAGUGCAAAAAAGUCAGUUGUUUCUGUAUACUUCUUUUAAAGUUAAAAGAAGUAUAAAGAAACUUCUUUUAAACUGGUCUUGAUUUGUAGUUCUGAAUUUUUUGGGGUGGACUAUCUUCAUAGUUUAUAUAUUUACAAUUCUGCAGCUUGACAGUUUAUUUCUAAUCUUUAUUUUCUCUCCUCCACAUUGUCUGCUUUUUACGUAUUUGUUGAAACUGUCACUAUAUCAUGACACUAUGGUACGAAACAGAUGAUCUGAAAAAAUCUGUCUUCUCCCAGUGCUCCCAGUGAUAAGUACAAACAGCCAAUCAGAGCCAGAAGGCAGGCCUUAGCGCCAUCAAUCACAAACUAGUGUGGCGCUACUCAUCCUCUCUCCCCGUCCCUCUGCCACGCUGCUGCUAGCAAAACCUGUUAUGAAUGCUCAGUAAAGUCAGCAUGGUUACUGAUGAUGGUGGUUAAAUGGUUUUCCUGUAGCGGUAAGUUGUUUCUCCCCCAUUAGCACAUUUAGCAGUGAGCAUAUGAGUUGAUUGACAGCCCUAUGACCCUCCUUCUGUUUCGGAUUGGUUGUUAUUGAUCAGGUAGCUCCGGAAAGAGGUGCAGGAGAUUGAUCUUUUCACAGAUUAUCUUUCUCAUAGCCUACUGUCACGGCAUGGUGAAAUCAUAUUGUUUAUAAAAGUGACAUACUGCAGCUUUGGUAACACUUUAUUUGACGGGUUCCUGUCAUGAACAUAACUGUCAUGACAGGUGUUAUGUCAUGUUUAUGAUGGUGUCAUGACAGUCUUAUUCACAACCUGUCAAAGAAAGUGUUACCGCAGCUUUACUCAUCUUUAGCCACAUACUGCCCAAGUACCAGAACUGCAUACUUGUCUUAAAAUGAGCACAAAAAAGCAGGGAGAGUCCAGAGGAAACUGUUGAUGAACGUUCAGAUAGUCUUGAAAACUACUGACCAAGACAACUGAAAAACCUUGAGACAGAAAUCUGACUCUCUGGAAAAGAAGCAUAAAGAACUCAGAUUUUCAACUUUUGCACAGUGUCAUUAUUGCACAGAAAGAAAGGGGAAUGGAAAACAUUUAAA